Messenger RNA from Phasianus colchicus (ring-necked pheasant), 2953 nucleotides. RefSeq names its product dynein axonemal assembly factor 11 (gene DNAAF11). NCBI's taxonomy places the organism in Eukaryota, Metazoa, Chordata, Aves, Galliformes, Phasianidae. Gene Ontology annotation, biological process: outer dynein arm assembly. The record is from RefSeq and is a predicted model, not a curated record. Gene Ontology annotation, cellular component: cytoplasm. Gene Ontology annotation, molecular function: protein binding.
GGAGCCUGCAGUGUGAUAUGAAAUAAAUGAGCAGACAGCAAAAGGCCUUGCUCCCAGCCUUCAUUUCUGUGGCUUUGUAGCCACGAGAUGGUGCCGUCCAACCAGCUCUGUUUGAAUCUUUGUCCUCAAUGUUAGUUGGUUAUGUCCAGUCAGACAGGGACAAAUGCCAGGGACUUACAAACCCACGUGUGUAAACUUCAGUUUGCUCCUUUGUGUCUCAUUACCUCCACAAAACUCAGUAGCUUUAACUCCAUGACACCUCCUUUCUCCUACUACCCCCUAAAUAGCAACAAAAUUAGAAAGUUACGUUGUGAUUUGUAUUUUCAUGGAUUACAUCCCAGCUAAGUGACCUAAUAAGUGAAGAUUUAAAAAUAAACAAAUAAAUCUUUUUCUUAAACAUUUGUAAUGUGUGUGAUUUUUCAGAUAAUAGAUGAGCUUUAGGCUUGGUUGAACCUUCAUGUUGUGGUUAACUAAGUGUUUUGUGGUGCGUGCUGACUUUCCUGAUGUUUACACCUUGAUUUGGUUACAACUGUACCAGUUUAUGUUCUGUACCUGAAGUUUUGGAGUCACCAAUUGUGGCUUCUACAGGGUUGUGACCGAGGAAUGAUGUGGCAAUGAGUAGAAUACAUAAGCUUGUAAUUACUUCAUUGCUGAACUGUAAUGGUUGUCAUCAUAUCAGUGAAGGACUCUGUGAAGUGAUGUUUUGAAACAUGUUAUCCCCUCCACUUCCUUCGGGGUUUAGGUUGCUGUAACUGUGCCAGUUGGGAACUUGUUUCAUCAAGCACAUGGAGCAACACUAUAUUAUGUGGACUGCAAAGUAGGAAAUCCCAUGCAUGAGGGUUGAUGUCACUGAGACCUCCAGCCACGACUGACUCACUAAGUUGGUUGCAAGGUAGGUAUUGAAUGUGAAGUUUAAGUAUGGCAAUGACAAGUGGGAGUCCACAAAACACUGCAGGGGGCUGUAAUAACUAUGUACACAGCGUGGCACGUUUCACACAGCUAUUUGAGCAGAUUCAUGCCUUAAAUAGUGUAGUAAAAGUUUUUUUGAGACUGUGACCCGCUGGGACACAGCUAAAAGGUGAAGGACAGCAGUGUUCGCUGCAAGCAGUGUGGUGGCAAAUGAGGUGACGAGGACAUCAUGCAAUGGAUAGACAGAAGACGCAGCCUGAGGAAGAUAUUUCAUAACUGAAUGCCAAAGGAAGGAGCCAGGACACACUCAUAGAAAUCGUCAUUUUGCAGUAUAAAUGGUGCAGGCGUUUCCAGCUUUAGCAGACCCGCGGGCAGAGCUGAGGCUGCGCUGAGGGGAGCGGCACAAGGCCGGCGGCCCAGCAGCGCCCUGCACGUUGCCAUGGCAGCGCGGGGCGUCCUGUAAUGGCGGCGGCGGGGAGCUGCGGGCAGCCAUGGUGCGGAUCACUGAAGAUCUUGUUAGAAGACGUGCAGAACAUAAUAACUGUGAAAUAUUUUCUCUGGAAGAAAUCUCUUUACAUCAGCAAGAAAUAGAAAAAUUAGAAUACCUUGACAAAUGGUGUCGGGAUUUGAAAAUUCUCUAUCUUCAGAAUAACCUAAUUCCAAAAAUUGAAAAUGUGGGCAAGUUAAAGAAGCUAGAAUAUUUAAAUGUUGCUUUGAACAAUAUUGAAAGAAUUGAAAAUCUGGAAGGCUGUGAAGAACUGAAGAAACUUGACCUGACAGCAAAUUUCAUUGGUGAACUGUCCAGUGUCGAAACCCUAAAAUAUAACAUACAUUUGAAGGAACUGUUUCUAGUGGGUAACCCAUGCACUGAAUUUGAAGGUUAUAGACAAUUUGUGGUGGCAACACUUCAUCAAUUAAAAUAUUUGGAUAGUAAAGAAAUAGAACGUUCGGAGAGAAUUCAAGCACUUCAAUACUAUCCAGAAGUGAAACAGAAAAUCAGAGAACAGGAACAAGCUUACCUUCUCAAAAGAGCCAAAGAAAAAGAAGAGGCUCAAAGAAGGAUGCAUGAAAGAAAGGAUAGGAAAGAAAAACAAAUGGAAGCUGAGCUUGGACUUGACAGCCCAGACUCACUACAAUACAAAGAAAAUCAUCAGACAGAAGGAGAACAACAAAUGUGGAGAACAGCUGAAGAUGAUGAGGAAGACAGAAGAUUUUGGGAGGAGCCAACACCAUAUACUCCAGAAUCUAGAUUAGAAACUCACAGAUAUAUUGAAGAAAAAAGGAAAGCUAGAGACAAUAUAAGAGGGUCAAAAACGAGAGAGAAGCCUCUUCCAAAACUGGUCACUGCAGAAGGAAAAGUUCUGAAUGUCAAUAUGCCUAAGCUUCAUUUCUCUUUGAAAGAUGAUGAAGUAAACAAUCAGUUCAUCUUGGAUCUUGCUGUUUACAGACAUCUGGACACUUCUCUGAUUGAUAUUGAUGUCCAGCCAACUUACAUACGAGUACUGGUGAAAGGAAAGACGUUCCAACUAGUGCUCCCAGAGGAAGUGAAGCCAGAUAGCAGCUCUGCUAAAAGAUCACAAACAACUGGUCAUUUAGUUGUCAGCAUGCCAAAGGCUAAAGAAAUAAUCCUGGCUAAGCAAAAAUUAUCAACUUCAGUAAAACCUUCUGACAGCAACACGAUGUACAAAAAAAGUACGAGAAGCAGAACAGUUGAGAAAUUAGAAGUGGAUCCUAAGAAAUAUUCAUUCCCAGACGUGACAAAGAUUAUCCCAGAAAAGGAACGAAUUGGACGAGGACCUAUUAAGCUACAGCCAGAGAUUACAGAAACAAUGAAAAGCAAUGUUGAUUUUGAAAAUAAUGAAGAAGUACCUCCCUUAAUUUGAAACAUUCUUUAUUAGUCUCUCUGUUUGUAGUCUGUAUACCUGAGUUGUUUUCAUGAUCCUAUUUGUAGAGUAAGUAUUAUCUGGCUGAAGUUGGAAAUGUCAUUACAGUUCUUACUAUAAACCUUGUUAUGCCUCUGUAUUCCGGUGUAUUUUCUGUAAGU